Messenger RNA from Lolium rigidum, 1393 nucleotides. Its product is annotated as putative clathrin assembly protein At1g25240. Gene Ontology annotation, biological process: vesicle budding from membrane; clathrin coat assembly; clathrin-dependent endocytosis. NCBI's taxonomy places the organism in Eukaryota, Viridiplantae, Streptophyta, Magnoliopsida, Poales, Poaceae. The transcript is spliced from 2 exons. Gene Ontology annotation, molecular function: SNARE binding; phosphatidylinositol-4,5-bisphosphate binding; 1-phosphatidylinositol binding. The record is from RefSeq and is a predicted model, not a curated record. Bases 10 to 1200 code for a protein of 396 amino acids. Gene Ontology annotation, cellular component: clathrin-coated vesicle; clathrin-coated pit.
CGGGAGGGAAUGACGACGGCGCGGAGGUGGUGGCGUCGCGCGGCCGCGGCGGUCAAGGACAGGAGGAGCUUGUACCUGACACGCGUGGUGGCGCUGCGGCCGUGCACGGGGCCGGUGACGAGGAGCGCGGAGCUGGAGGCGGCGGUGAUCCGCGCCACGAGCCACGACGAGCGGGCGGUGGACUACCGGGGCGCGGCGCGGGUGUUCGCGCUGGCGCGCGCCUCGCCGCCGGACAUGCAGCCGCUCAUGUUCGCGCUCGCGCGCCGGGCGGGCCGGACGCAGUGCUGGGCCGUGGCGCUCAAGGCGCUCAUGCUCGCGCACGGCCUGCUCCUGCGCUCCGACCUCGCGCCACGCGCCGCGCGCCUCGGCCGCGUCCCCUUCGACCUCGCCGACUUCCGCGACCGCUCCGCGGCGUCGCCCAACUCCUCCGGCUUCUCGGCCUUCGUGCGCGCCUACUUCCGCUUCCUCGACGUCCGCUCCCUCUUCGCCGCCCAGGAGAUCGACGCCGCCAGCGACGACGACGACGACGACGACGACGACGCGCGCCUCGACCGCGUCUCCAAGCGGCAGCACCUGCUCGAGCUGCUCAUGCAGAUCCGGCCGUACGGGGACGACAUGGAGGAGAACCUCGUCCUGGAGGCCAUGGACUGCGUCGUCAUCGAGAUCUUCGAGGUCUACAGCCAGGUAUGCACCGGCAUCGCCCGCUUCCUCGUCAGCGUUCUCGGCUCCGCGCCCACCACGCCCAGGCCUCGAGCGGGGGAGACCCUGGAGGCAGCAAGGCGGCGGAGGGGCGUGCACGGAAUGCGGGUGCUGCGCAAGGCCGCGGAGCAGAGCGCGCAGCUGGCGUCCUACUUCGAGCUCUGCCGGAGCCUCGGCGUGCUCAACGCCGCCGAGUUCCCGGCCGUGGAGCGCGUCCCCGAAGACGACAUAAGGGACCUCGAGAAGCUCAUCAUGGCCCACGCCCAAGAAACCACCAAGGUCGUGGAGGAUGACAAGGAAGCAAAGGCGCUCGUCGCCAUGGACAACAACGAAACGGCCAGCGUGGCGGUGGCGACGAGAGAGUGGGUGGUGUUCGACGAGGGCGAGGACAUCGCCGGUGCCGGCGACCGGCAAGGUUAUUAUUUCGAUAACUACGUGAACCCGUUCGGAGGUGAGUCGUGGGGAUCCUGCGUUCCGGAGAGCAUGAACUUGUUGGCUUAGAUGUUCGUCUUCUGUUUUCCUAGAGAAGAAGCGUCUGAUCUGCAGGAAUGAUUAGUCCAAAUUUCCAUGAAUAUUGACAAGUAAUUGUUGUAUUCUGCUUUUGAGUUACGAACGCUGAGAUUGAGUUGUUGUUGUAAAUACAGUUGGGAUGAACUCGUACUGUUGUAUUGUGAAGAAGGAUGCAUAUCAUCCA